Messenger RNA from Athalia rosae (coleseed sawfly), 1419 nucleotides. RefSeq lists its product as uncharacterized. The record is from RefSeq and is a predicted model, not a curated record. Lineage: Eukaryota; Metazoa; Arthropoda; Insecta; Hymenoptera; Athaliidae. Bases 288 to 1070 code for a protein of 260 amino acids. The transcript has 5 exons.
CGUCGCGACGUCUGCUCGACGCCAGAACUCCAACGCAUCCCUACAGUGUAGGAGUUUUAUCCCGAUAUCUUCUAUCGGUCCAGGGUAUUCUUCGAUUUAGAGUAAUACAUAUUCCCAAGUCCUAAGUAAUCCGGCAGCCAUUUCCCGGUGCGUUUCCAAUUAAGAGGGAUAUCCGGGAGAAGUGGGGGACAGUGAAAAUUGUGUGUAAAUCAUAAAAGUGUCCGCCAAAUUUUGCGCAUCCCUCGAUAUCUGCUUUACCAAAAACUCUAAAGGCAUUCAAGCUGCAGAUGUGGCCACUCAUCGCUGUCACGGUCGCGCUGGUUAACGCGGCGACGUCCAGUCGCGACAAUUUGAAUUUGAAAAAUAUCCAGAACUCGCAUCCGGCGAAUUUCGACAAUUCGAACAACUUGAACCUCGACAAUAUGCUUCGCACGAGACCCGAUUCGACGGAUCGUAUGGAGAGAUACGAAUCAUUGGCUGCCGCCGCCGCCGCCGACGCCGAUUCUUUCGUCCCCGACGAUCUUCUGUCGCGGAUCAACGCCAAGCUGCGAAACACGGAGGAUUAUUUACCGUUGAAAAAAUUAUUGUCGACCAACGACGUCCAGGGCGUGGAUUAUCAAAUUCCAGAUGCUAGCGACGAACGAAUUUCAAUCAUCGAAGAUGACGAGGGAACCGAUCUCGGACAACUGUCGGCGCUUCUGACGCGUCUUCUGCAAGAACCGGGCGGUUGGGAAGCUCCCCUAGUUUUGGUGGAGGAGCCGAUUACGCCGUGGGACGGAUCGAGUUUGGAGAAUUCCCAAGAUUCGGAAACUGACGUGCUUCCAACUCCGUGGAAACGAUCGCGUUACUACAGACGUUAUCCUUGGAAGAGGCAGAACUCCAGAUCGCGUUACGAUUACGACGCGUCGCGUUACCUCUGCACACCGACGCGAGAAGACGUCUUCCAACUGUUGGUCGCUCUUCACGACGCUCGUCAAGGGAACAAAUCGAGAACCGUCAAUUUUUGCAACCGUCGACGUCCGGCCGGUUCUGUUUUUACCAACAUACGUUUUCUGGGACGCAGGAAAUAGAGACGAUUAACGCAACAUAUUCGAAUAUCCGUAUCAAGACGACGACACCCAUGCUGAUCUAACUUCUAAUAAUUCGAUUUGUCACGAUUUGUCACGAUGUACAUAAUACAACAGCUGAAUACUAUACCUGAUGUUAAUUGAAACGUUGUAGUACCCACUCGUCGUAAAAAAAAAAAAAUUCCAAAAUUACGCCAGCUGUGAAACGCAACGCGGAUAUAAUCAAUGAAUAAAAGAGAAACAUCCCCGCCAAGGACGACAAAAAUUUUCAAAGUUCGGUAUAUCUUGUAAUGUUGUUCGAUCACCUUUUCCAAAUGAAAAAUAAAAAAAAUAAAAAAAAAAAACUGGUAAA